CGUCUUUAAUCCAUAGCAACACCAAGAACACAGAAAAAAACCAGAAGCGCGAAAGAGAAGAAGAAGAAGGAAAAAACACUGUUACAAUUACCCUAUUUUUUCAUUCAUCAAUUUCUCAUCUCACGAGAAUUUCACUCUUCUCGAUCUCAUUUCUUCGUCUCUCCGAUCUAUCUUCUCAUCUCUUCCAUUUUCUCGGGUUUUUGAAUCUGCGAGGAUUAAGAAGAGGUGAAGAAGAAGAAUUUGCAGCAUGAGCAUCAACAGCCCUGGAGAAGGGGAUAAUUAGGGUUUUCUAACGUGGAAUCUGUGAUUUCCAUGGGUGAUGGGGGUGUUACAUGCAUGCCUUUGCAGUAUAUUAUGGAGAAAAUAUCGAGUUCCGAGAAAUCGCAUUGCGGAGGCAGUAAGUUUGUUAAUGGUGACAGGAAGAAUAUGAAGUCAAGGAAGAGUGAGUUAGGGUUUGAUAGAGUGAAUAAGAGUGGGAGUGAUGUUGAGAAUGGUGAUAAGGUGUUGAAGGAAGAAGUGGAAGAGGGUGAAUUGGUUACUAAUUUUAAGUGGCCGAGAAGUGAAGUUGAGAUUGAAAAUGGUGAAAUUGUGCCUGAAAAUGUGAUGUCAAGAAGAAGUGAGAUUGAGAAUGGGGAGAUUGUGGGGGAGAGAUGGAAAACAAGGGAGUUUGAGAAGUUUGAGAAGGGAGAGUUUCGUUCCGGGAACUGGAGGAGGGAUGAUGUAGAGAGAGGGGAGAUAGUGAGUGAGAAGGGUAGGAGAGGGGAGAAUGAAUAUGGUCCGGGUUCAUGGAGAGGCGGGAAAGAUGAUUAUGAAAAGGGGGAGUUUGUUCCAGAUAGAUGGUAUAAAGGAGAAAUGGGAGGGAAGAAUGAUUACGGUAAUAUUAGUAACCGACGAAAUUACCCGGGUAAGGACAAAGGGUGGAAAUUUCAACGCGAACGUACGCCACCACCUUCUUGGAGGUACACAGGGGAAGAUUCUUUUCGAAAGAAAGAAUUUAUUAAUAGAAGUGGAAAUCAGCAUGCUAAAAAUUCUUCCAGGUGGGAGAAUGCGCAGCCGAGGAAUGUAAGGACCAGUUCAAAGAUUGUUGAUGAUGAGAAAAAUGCAUACAGCAAUGGUAAGGAUCAUACCCGAGAUUAUACUUCUUCUGGAAGUCGCUUGAAGAGGCCCGGUAAUGAUUUUGAUGGCUAUGAACGGAAGCAUUAUGCAGAUUUUACAAAUUUAAAAAGUCGAAGGCUUUCUGAUGAUAAUUAUCGAUGUGCUUACUCUGAGAACUAUUCUCGUCGUCCUGUGGAGCAGUCUUACAGAAAUAAUAAUUCUACGAGACUAUCUGCAGAAAAGUAUUCUUCUAGAAAUCAUGAAUCUUCUUUGUCUACCAGACCUGCUUACGACAGACAUGAACGCAGCCCUGUUCAUUCUGAGUGGUCCCCACGUGACAGAAGCAGGUAUUAUGAUCAGAGAGAACGCACUCCAGUGCGCCGAUCGCCUUUUGGUCGUGAGAGAUCUCCAUAUAGCCGGGAUAAAUCUCCACAUGCACGGGAGAGGUCCCCAUAUAUGAGGAGCUGGGACAGAAGCCGACAACAUGAUCAUAAGUUGAGAAGUCCAGUGCGCACCGAGCAGUCGCCACAAGAUCAAGGUUGGAGACAACAUGAUCAUAAGUUGAGAAGUCCAGCACGCACUGAGCACUCCCCACAGGAUCCAAGUUGGCGACAGCAUGAUCAUAAGUUGAGAAGUCCAGCACGCGCUGAGCAGUCGCCACAAGAUCAAGGUUGGAGGCAGUAUGAUCCUAAGUUGAGAAGCCCAGCACGCACCGAGCAGUCACCACGAAAUCAAGGUUGGCGACAUAAUGAUCAUAAGCUGAGAAGUCCAGCACGCACCGAGCAGUCACCGCGAGGUCAAGGUUGGCGACAUAAUGAUCAUAAGCUGAGAAGUCCAGCAUGCACCGAGCAGUCACCGCGAGGUCAAGGUUGGCAACAGAAUGAUCAUAAGUUGAGAAGUCCGGCACGCACCGAGCAGUCGCCACAUGAUCAAGGUAGGCGUCGUGGUCUCAGGGAUUGUACUCCAAAUUUAGGAGAAGAAUCUCCCCAUGUGCGAACUACGAAAGAUGUUCAUGAAGAAACAAGUUGCAAAAACUCAUCAAGUGAAAAUCUUAACUUCCCAAAUAGUUGUAAGAGUGAUGAAGAUAAGCACAUUCCAAGGGAGUCAGCUUGUUCGGUUACAGAAUCUGAAGGUGAAAGAAACGUGCAAAAGACAAAUGAGUCAAUCGAGAAAGAUAUUAGUAGUAGUCAACCUGUUGACACACAGCAGUCCUGUAGCCCAACAGUUGACCACAAAGAAUCUCCGCAGUGUGAGGCACAGCCACCUCCUGAUGAGCUGCUUUCAAUGGAAGAAGAUAUGGACAUUUGUGAUACUCCUCCUCAUGUCCCUGUGGUGACAGAUUUGUCCUCAGGGAAAUGGUUUUAUCUUGAUUAUGGAGGUGUAGAAAAUGGACCUACAAAAUUGUGUGACAUCAAGGCCCUUGUUGAUGAAGGGGUACUAAUGUCAGAUCACUUUAUCAAGCACUUGGAUAGUAACAGAUGGUUGACAGUUGAAAAUGCAGUGUCGCCAUUGGUUGCUCAGAUUUUUCCGUCCGUUGUGUCAGAUACGAUAACUCAGCUUGUAAAUCCUCCAGAAGCUUCUGGAAAUCUUUUGGCAGAUACUGCAGAUAUUCAAUCAGCUCCUGCGAAUAAUCCGGAAAUGCUGGCCCCCUCACCGCCACGCGGACACCUCAACGACAAUGUGCUUACGUCUGAACUUUUGGACAACUUCUACAUUGAUGAAAGAGUUCAAAAACUGUUAGAGGGUUAUGAUGUUAUUCCUGGAAUGGAACUUGAGGCAAUAAAAGAAGCGUUGCAAAUGAAAUUUGAAUAUCCGAAAGAGGAUGGAUUAGGAGACUAUGAAGGUUUUCCUUGGCAUGUUUCCUGCCUUAGGGAAGAUUGUGAUUCAAGUACUGAUUUAGCAUCAAGAGAUUCUGAAUCUCAGUUAAGUAUGUCUUGUGACAACAAGGAUGAUGGAUUUGGCUAUGGCAUUCCUAAGGAUUGGUUUUCCACCCUUUGGUCAUGCAAAGGUGGUGACUGGAAGAGGAACGAUGAUACCCAAGAUAGAUUUUUUAGGAAAAAAGUUGUUCUAAAUAAUGGUUUUCCAUUGUGCCAAUUGCCAAAGUCUGGAUGUGAAGAUCCUCGAUGGCCUGAAAUUGAUGACUUGUAUUGUCCUUCUCAAAGCAGGCUUGAUCUCCCUUUGUGGGCUGUUGGUGCUGACGAGUUGGUUGAUUGCAAUGCUGCAAGCAGGUCAGUUCAAAGUAAGCCUCCUUCCAUCAAAGGAGUGAAAGGCAAUGUUCUUUCGGUGGUAAGGAUAAAUGCCUGUGUUGUCAAUGACCAGGGAUUGUUGCUCUCUGAAUCACGCCACCAGACCCGAGGCAAGGAUAGACAACAUCCAAGGUCAACUCGGCCAUUCACUUCAACCAGCGAUAGUAAGCGAUCAUCAACUGAAGAAAGUUCUCAGUCAAAAGCAGUUAGUGAUCAAGGUUCUUACCAAAGCAUGGAGUUCAUUGGUGUCCCUAAAGACCAUCUCUGCACUAUCCAGGAGUUGCAGCUACAUUUGGGUGACUGGUAUUACAUUGAUGCUUCUGGGCGUGAGAAAGGGCCUUCAUCUUUUUCGGAGCUACAAUCUUUAGUAGAUCAAGGAGUUAUUAAAAGGCAUAGCAGUGUGUUCAGGAAGCGUGAUAAACUCUGGGUUCCUAUUGCCUCUGCCGCAGAAACUCUAGACGUUUGUCCCACCAGCCACCAAAAAAGCAGUUCAACAUUGGGUGCAUGCUCUGAUCAUCCAUCACAGCAAACUCAAGGUGUUUCAUACGGUGAAUCUUGCACAAGUUCAAGUUUGUUUAAUAAGAUACACCCUCAGUUUGUUGGUUUUACUCGCGGGAAGCUACAUGAACUGGUCAUGAAAUCAUACAAGAGCCGGGAGUUGGCCGCUGCUAUAAACGAGGUUUUGGAUCCCUGGAUAAAUGCAAGACAACCAAAGAAAGAUAUUGAGAAACAAAUAUAUUGGAAAUCAGAAGGUGACACACGAGCUGCCAAAAGAGCCCGGAUGCUGGUUGAUGAUAGUGAAGAAGACAGUGGUUUGGAAGAUGGUGUUACUAUCGGCAAGAAUGAACCCACUUUUGAGGAUCUACGUGGUGAUGCUACUUUUCCUGAAAAAGAAAUUGGUAUCACUGAUUCUGAAGUGGGAAGCUGGGGCUUAUUGGAUGGUCCGGUUUUAGCACGGAUUUUCCAUUUUUUGAGAUCUGAUUUUAAGUCCCUUGUAUUUGCAUCAAUGACGUGCAAGCAUUGGAGUGCUGCUGUAAGGUUUUACAAGGAAAUUUCAAUGCAGCUCAAUUUGUCAUCCUUAGGGCAUUCUUGUACUGAUUCUGUGUUGUGGAACAUUAUGAAUGCUUAUGAGAAAGACAAAAUCAAUUCUAUAAUUCUAAUUGGUUGUAACAAUAUUACUGCCGACAUGCUCGAGAAAAUACUUCUUUCAUUUCCUGGUUUAUGUACCAUAGACAUUAGAGGAUGCAGCCAGUUUGGAGAGCUAACUCCUAAGUUUACCAAUGUGAAAUGGAUUAAGAGCAGAAGUUCACGCAUGGAUGGAAUUGCAGAGGAGCCUCAUAAAAUUAGAAGCCUUAAACAUAUAACAGGGCAAACAUUGUCUGCUUCCAAAUCCAGCAAUUUAGGAAUAGAUGAUUUUGGUCAGUUGAAAGAGUAUUUUGAUAGUGUGGACAAGAGAGACUCGGCAAAGCAAUUAUUUCGUCAAAACUUAUACAAGAGGUCCAAACUAUAUGAUGCUAGAAAGUCCUCUUCCAUUCUAUCUAGGGAUGCUCGUACAAGACGUUGGGCAAUUAAGAAGUCUGAAAGUGGUUUUAAGAGGAUGGAGGAAUUCCUUGCUUCAAGACUAAAGGAAAUUAUGAAGACAAACUCCUGUGACUUCUUUGUACCCAAGGUUGCAGAAAUUGAGGCUAAAAUGAAAAGUGGCUAUUACAGUAGCCGUGGAUUGAGCUCUGUUAAGGAGGACAUAAGUAGAAUGUGCCGUGAUGCAAUAAAAGCGAAAAGUCGGGGUGAUGCUAGUGACAUGAAUCACAUUGUCACAUUAUUUAUUCAACUGGCAUCACGGUUGGAAGCUAGUUCUAAAAAUGUGCAAGGCAGAGAUGUCUUACUGAAGUCAUGGGACAAUGACUCGCCAGCAAUGUUCAGCUCUACUUCCUCAAAGUAUAAGAAAAAUAGAUUAGUGAAUGAAAGGAAGUACAGGAGUAAUGGAAAACAUAAUAUUUUGGAUAAUCUAGAUUAUACUUCUGAUAAAGAAAUUAGGAGGCGCUUGUCAAAGUUGAAUAAGAAAUCCAUGGGUUCAGAGAGUGAAACAUCUGACGAUCUUGAUAGGUCUUUUGAAGAUGAUAAGAGUGACAGUGAUUCCACAACUGCUGAGUCUGGAAGUGACCAUGAAGUACGUUCAAAAAUCACGACCAGGGACCCAAGAGAUGGAUGCUUCUCACCUGAGGGGGAGUUGGAUUUCAUAACUGAUGACCGAGAGUGGGGUGCUCGCAUGACGAAAGCAAGCUUGGUUCCUCCAGUUACCAGGAAAUAUGAAGUCAUUGAUCAUUAUUGCAUUGUAGCUGAUGAGGAGGAGGUGCGGAGGAAGAUGCAGGUUUCAUUACCAGAUGAUUAUGCAGAGAAGCUGAGUGCGCAAAAGAAUGGCACAGAGGAGUCAGAUAUGGAACUUCCUGAAGUCAAAAGUUUCAAACCUAGGAAGGAGCUUGGAAAUGAGGUUAUUGAGCAAGAAGUUUAUGGAAUUGAUCCUUAUACGCACAACCUUUUGCUUGAUUCUAUGCCAGAGGAGUUAGAUUGGUCUCUGCAAGAGAAGCAUUUGUUUAUAGAAGACACACUCCUUCAAACAUUGAAUAAGCAUGUUAGGAGCUCUACUGGAACUGGAAAUACUCCUAUGAGCUACCCUUUGCAGCCUAUUAUUGACGAUAUUAAAAGAUGUGCUGAAGAAGGUUGUGAUGCAAGAAUGCUUAGAAUGUGUCAAGGUAUUCUGAAGGCCAUGAACAGUCGUCCAGAUGACAAAUAUGUAGCUUAUAGAAAGGGGCUUGGUGUUGUUUGCAACAAGGAAGAAGGCUUCUCUCAAGAUGAUUUUGUUGUGGAGUUUUUGGGAGAGGUUUAUCCUGUGUGGAAGUGGUUUGAGAAACAAGAUGGGAUUAGAUCUCUGCAGAAAGAUAGUACAGAUCCAGCACCAGAAUUCUAUAACAUCUACCUUGAGAGACCAAAGGGAGAUGCUGAUGGGUAUGACUUGGUUGUCGUUGAUGCCAUGCACAAGGCUAAUUACGCCAGUCGAAUAUGUCAUUCUUGCCGACCUAAUUGUGAAGCCAAAGUUACUGCUGUUGAUGGUCAGUAUCAAAUUGGUAUUUAUAGUGUUCGUAAAAUUCAACAUGGUGAAGAGAUCACUUUUGAUUACAAUUCUGUUACCGAGAGCAAAGAAGAGUACGAAGCAUCAGUUUGUCUGUGUGGAAGCCAAGUAUGCCGAGGAAGCUAUCUGAAUCUGACUGGUGAAGGGGCUUUUCAAAAGGUUCUGAAGGACUCGCAUGGAAUUCUUGAUCGGCAUUAUUUGAUGCUAGAAGCUUGUGAAUCAAACAUCGUAUCUGAAGAGGACUAUAAUGACCUUGGAAGAGCUGGUUUAGGAAGUUGUUUGCUUGGGGGCCUGCCAGAUUGGCUUGUUGCCUAUGCCGCUCGCCUUGUGAGAUUCAUCAAUUUUGAAAGAACUAAACUUCCUGAAGAAAUUCUAAAGCAUAAUCUGGAUGAAAAGAGAAAAUAUUUUUCAGAUGUUCAUCUUGAAGUUGAAAGGAGUGAUGCCGAGGUUCAGGCGGAGGGAGUAUACAACCAAAGGCUUCAGAAUCUUGCUGUCACUCUCGAUAAGGUAAGGUAUGUUAUGAGAUGUAUUUUUGGUGAUCCGCGGAAAGCACCACCUCCUCUUGAGAAGCUCAGUCCUGAAGAAGUUGUUUCGUCUCUCUGGAAAGGAGAGGGCUCAUUUGUUGAGGAGCUUCUUCAGGGCAUAGCUGCUCAUGUGGAAGAAGACAUCUUGAAUGAUCUCAAAUCAAAAAUUCAUGCUCGUGAUCCUUCAAGUUCGGCAGAUAUUCUAAAAGAGCUUCGGAAAUCUCUAUUAUGGUUGAGAGAUGAGAUCCGAAGUCUUUCUUGUACAUAUAAAUGUCGACAUGAUGCUGCUGCCGACUUGCUCCAUAUUUAUGCUUAUACCAAGCACUUCUUUAGAAUACAGGAAUAUCAAACCGUUACGUCACCGCCUGUCCAUAUUAGUCCACUUGACUUGGGGCCCAAGUAUACUAAUAAGUUGGGAGCAGAGAUUCAGGAGUACCGAAAGGUAUAUGGUGAAAAUUAUUGUUUGGGGCAGCUGAUUUUUUGGCAUAAUCAGAGUAAUACAGAUCCAGAUCGUAGCUUGGUUAGAGCAAGCAGGGGGUGUUUGUCUUUACCAGACAUCAAUUCCUUUUAUGCCAAGGCUCAGAAUCCAUCACAGAAUCGUGUUUAUGGUCCAAGGACUGUCAGAUCUAUGCUGGCAAGAAUGGAGAAGCAGCCACAGAGAUCUUGGCCCAAAGACCAGAUAUGGUUGUUUAGAAGUUCUCCAAAAUUCUUUGGUAGCCCAAUGUUAGAUGCUGUAAUAAAUAACUCUACACUAGACAGGGAGAUGGUUCAUUGGUUGAAGCACAGACCGGAUGUUAUGUGGGACCGUUAAAUUUUUGUAUUUUAUGGAGAGGUGGACGGAGACUUCCCUGUGAAACAUCUAUAUUAUCAGAUAUAGAGGGGUUCAUCAUUCAGAGCUGCCUGCCUCUUUUAGAGUGGAGUUCUGUAAUUAUUAAUCCUAGGCGUUUUUCCUUGUGCGUCUUUUCGGUCAUUAUUGUGUACAGUUUUCUUGGCCAUUGAAUUCUGAUUCUUUUGAUUGUAGGGCAUUGUUUACUCCUGUGUAAUAUGAAAUGAAAGGUAGGAAGGAAAAUAGAAAGGUUAAUUCAAGGCCUUGCUGUGUUAUCAUCUAGUCUGCUAACUAGGGCAAUAUUUUAUAUGAUAAAACCUGCAAUGUAGUUUCCCUGAUGACUGGUCUCACAAUGAUUACAAUUAUUCUGACUUUGGACGAAGUGUGUUAUUAGCA
This is a messenger RNA of Medicago truncatula (barrel medic), 8214 nucleotides long. RefSeq names its product histone-lysine N-methyltransferase ATXR3. The coding region runs from base 313 to 7803 and encodes 2496 amino acids. Gene Ontology annotation, molecular function: protein binding. The record is from RefSeq and is a predicted model, not a curated record. The transcript is spliced from 20 exons. Lineage: Eukaryota; Viridiplantae; Streptophyta; Magnoliopsida; Fabales; Fabaceae.